UCGAAGAAAAUGGCGGUGUAAAUAACAUGUUCGAAUGAUAGAAAAUUAAUUCACUGUUUUCCUUUGCUUUUAAUUCGUAUCUGUACUCAUGGCUGGCUUACCACCGGGAGACCCACAGUUGGUCUCUAUGAUCGUCAAUCAUCUAAAAACUCAAGGCCUCUUUGAUCAGUUCAGGAGGGAUUGCUUAGCCGACGUAGACACAAAGCCAGCCUAUUUGAAUUUGAGACAACGUGUGGACAACUUUGUGUCAAAUCAUCUCUCUAACCACACAUGGAGCCCUCAUCUGAACAAGAACCAGCUGAGGAACAACAUCAGACAACUGGUUUUACAAUCGGGAAUGCUCGAGCAGGGAGUGGACAGAAUUGUGGCUCAAGUCGUAGACCCGAAAGUCCACCACAUAUUCAGACCACAGGUGGAGAGGGUGGUCCAUCAGUUUCUGUCUCCGGGAAGCCAUUAUGAAGAACCUGCAGCAUACUAUCCUCCUGGAGAAGAUCCCCAGUAUCCACCUUCAGUGGCUGGCACCAGCGCCGGUGCGAUGUCCAUCCUGGACACCAUCAGCACGCUGAACCAGGAGGCGAGCACACGCACGGGCCGGGAGAAGGAGGAUGCGGAAGAGGCCGUGCUUAGGGCCGCGGAGGAGGCCGCUCUGAUGGGCGAGGAGGUGGAGGUGAUGAACGGCAGUGCUGGGGAGCAGGACAUGAGCCUGGUGGAGGAGGAGAUGGAGAUCGAGGCCAUGGACAUGUCAGAUGAGGAGCAGCUGCAGCAGCAGCAGCAGCAGGAGGAGGAGGAGGAGGGCCAGAACCAGGAAGCAGUCGACAACAUGGAGGUGAAGACGGAGGACACGAGCCAAGACAUGGAUGUAGACAAAGAGGCGAACACGGAGGUGAAGGAAGACAAGAGUAAGGAGGAGAAGGCUGUGAAAGAAGAAGAGGACGAGGACAGAAGUAAGGCUGAUCAAGAUGAUCAAGAUGCAAGCAAGACCAAUGAGAAACAGCGCAUACGUCAGAAGGCUAGAGAAAGGCUCAAAGAAGAAUAUUCCUUGGAAGAUUCCGAUCUGGAGGGUCUGAGUGACAUCACAGUGAGUUCUGUCCAUACGAGUGACCUGUCCUCUUUUGAGGGGGAGAGUGACGGCGAGCCUCAACCAUCCGACUCCACUGAGGAGGGCGAGAUCACAUCUGAAGAUGAGAAAGUGGCAAAGAAGAAGAAAGGCAGCGGUGAUGAGGAAGACGAUGAAAACAAGGAUCGCAAACCCGGAGCUCGCCGUCAGGGCUACAUACACAAACCCUUCCUCUACUCUCGUUACUAUAGCGACUCGGAUGAUGAGGACACUGUUGAGCAGCGUCGACGCUCUGCGGCCAAGGACAAAGAAGAGCGCCUGCUGAAACGACAACAGAAUCGUGAGCGCAUGGAAGAGAAGAGGAGGAACAAGCAGGCUCAGAUGGAAGAACAAGAUGAGAAGAAGGCGAGUGAUGAGGUCCAGAGACCCAGAGGCAAGGAGGCCCACAAGGAGAAGAAAGUCCUGGAAAAGAAGGUGGCCCUCAGCAGAAAACUCAAGAGAGACUCAAGGAAGGAGGGUGAAGCUGGACAGAGAAAGAAGGGUGAUGUUGAUGGCGAUGGCUUCAGAAAAGAUGAUUCCCAGAAACUUUCAAGGAGUCUGUCCUCAAAGUUGUCAAGAAAGGUGUCAGAGUCCUCAUCAACAGAUGAGGCCCACAGGAGGAAGAGCACUGGCACCUCAGAGGAGCCUGGCGAGACCAGGAAACUGGCAGACAAAAACCGCACACACUCCUUCAUCCUGGACCUGGAGCAAGGCUCAGAGGAGCUGCUGCGACCGAGAUCCUCUGGGAAGUUCGACCGCCACUCGCGCAAAGACCAGCACGCCAAAGACCGCAAGGAGAAGGACAGGGAGCGCAGUGUCUCAGAUGAUUCUGCAAAGAUCAAGCAGAAAGCUGAUAAGAAGGCGGAACUGCAUGGAGAGGAGAGCUCACACAAGGAUGGGGCUGAGGCAAAGGUGUCUUCUGAGGAUAAAGGAGAGAAGAAGCCCUCGAAGCUGAAAGCCGACAGGAAGUCCUCUUCGGUUAGCAGGGAGGCGAGGUCGUCCGUCUCUGAAGGGUCAGCUGUGGAGGACGGGCAGAAGGAUGCUGGCUCCAAGAAGACAAAGGUUCCCACAGGGGAGACACUGAAAGACAAAGAGAAGGAGAAAGACAGAACCAAGGCAGAGAAGGACAAGGAGAAGGUGGGCGGUAAAGGUGAUCCCAGGCAUCCUGAUUCUACUGGUUCCUCAGAGGAGAGGCCUGAUCUGGAGCCGGGGACAGAGGGAAACAAGAAGAAGGAGAAACUGAUCAAGGAGGUCCUGAAGAGGUCGAAGAGCACCACUGAUGCUAAACAAGCAGACACCAAGCAGAGAUCCAGGCUAGAUAGCAAAGACUCUGACAAAGAGAAGACGAGAGGUUUGCCCGAUCUGCAGAGGUCCAUCUCCGAAACGGAAGGGGAGGCUCGGCGGAGUAGAGAGGUGGAGCCUGGCUCAAAAGCAAAACUGUCGGAAAAGUCCAGAUCCAAAUCGAGAGAAGAUCCCAAAACUCCAACGCCGUCCAAGACGGACAAGAAGGGCUCAACUCAAGACGCCAAGGGCAAAAGCACUACCUCGGUGAGUAAAGCAGACACAACGAAAGAGAAAAGGAAAGACACUGGUGCGGACAAGAAAGAGAAGAAACCAUCUGAGGAACACCCACCUGAAAAGACACAGGAGGCCAAGAGCGGGAAGAAACAGAGUGAGAAGAAGGUGAAAGACUCAGAGAAGAAGGGAGAGACACAGGGUGCCCGGGCCAGAAAAUCAGUAGAUGUGACCACAACUUCUCCUCUUUCCCCAUCUAUGCCUGAGACGGCCACCUCAGUUCAGGCCCCGAAAGAGCCUAAAGACCCAGGCAUGGAGGUGGAUUCGGCAGGCUCCACCAUCAUUACUGCUACUGCGGCCACUACUACUGUUCGCCCCUCCGACGAUGCCUUUGAUGCCUUGAGUGACAUCACCCCAGAGCCUGAAGGUGAGAGCGUGGCUGCACGUCUCGCCGAAUUCAAAGAUGAAGAGGAGCAGAAGGAGGAGCCGAGGCCUGUGCCAGCUGAGGCUGACGCGCUGCUAAGCCUGAUGGAGGUCUGCAGCUCGGCAGAGAGGAGCGUCGUCACGGAAACCGCGGAGACGAGAGAGGAAGUGACAUCAAGCGCAGCAGCAACAGCUGGAAUGUCGUUGCAGGAAGCAGACCUGAAGAUGAAGGAGGCGGCCCUUACACUGCUGUCCAUGGACCCAGACCUCACGUUGUCACCGAGCUUAAUUGACCGCCACAUGGCACCUGUUCCGGAACAGGUGCCUCCUCCACCUCAGGAUAUCGUCACCACUGCCCGUGAGGCCCCUCCUCAAGAACCUAUGGUGGUGGAUUCUUCUGGAAAUGACGUGCAUAAAGCUGAAAGUAGCCAGACACUGCAGGAAAUGCCUGAAGCCCAACACGUACAGGAUGAAGAUAUGAAUGAUGGACUGGCUGCCCCAGCAGUGUCCUCUUUGACGGCAGAGCAGGAAGAUGCUCUGAAGCAUGUCGCCUCUAAGGAACCUUCCGACGAAGACAAACCAGACGCUGCCUCUUUGCCCUCAGAGGCUGUGGUGGCUCCCUCACAGAACAAAGAUGUGGUUCCAAUUGCUGCUCAGAGUGAAGAAAAACUGCCGUCACAUGAUGCCUCAGCUGAUGGGAGCAAAGAUGAAGGCAAACCAACCAUGGCUUCUCCCUCUAAGACAGGCUCUACCCCGGCAGUGUCUGACAUCGCCGAGGCUACGCAGUCAGAGACUACAGAGAACGAGGCCCCUGCCAAAAAACAAGGAGAGGUCUCCAGUGAAUCUGCAGCCCCAGAGACUGAGGAAGGCCAGACAGAAGAGCAGACGAGUAAGCAGAAAGAACCUGCACUGCAGACGAAUGCUGCACCUCAAGAGGGUCCAGAGGAGAAGGCCACCCCAGUAAGUACUGUGCCACAGGACAGGCCUGAAGAAGUGGAGGUCACCAGAGCAACACGCAGAGGUCGUCCGGCCAAACUCGUCAAGCAGUCCAGCAGCGCGUCUCAGUCGGACGGUCAAGAGGAGGAGCGAGGAUCGGAUGUGUCAGAGAUGGAUGAGAAAUCAGAGGGCCGAGUCACUCGCCGAGGAAGACGAAGCACCACAGCAGUCGCUAAGGACUCCAAUAAAUCCAAGGCCGAGGCGGAGAGCAAAGACCAGAGUGCAGACACGCAGCCCGACACGGAGGCUGAGAAGGCUCCUGAACCAGAGACCGCACGCAGGGGACGCUCAGCCAGGUCCUCAGCCCAGCCAGCCUCUGAGAGCCAAAAGGAGGAGAAGAAAGAAGAGGAGGCACCCAAAGAGGCUGAGAAAGAAGAGGCCCCUGUACGUAGAGGUAGACGUUCUGCAGCCCAGACUAAGGAGGCCACCACAGCUCCUAGGUCUGGACUGAAGAGGAAGAGAUCUGAGGAAACGGAGGAUUCUGGAGAGGAUCAGGCAACUGAAGAGAACAAAGUCUCCGAAGCACCAGAAGACGCGUCGCCCCAGAAAAGCCCUGCACUGAGUCAAGCUGAAGGUGAGGCGGAGGUCAAGCAGGAGAGCCCAGCUGAGAUCAAGUCAGAUGAAGUGAGUGGGGAGGAGGCAGAGAAGGCUCAGAAGAAGACUCCUCGCAGGGGGAGACCACCCAAAGCAGCAGCCGCAGCCGCAGCCUCAGCAGCCGCAGCCUCAGCCGCAGCAGCUGCAGCCUCAGCAGCUACUCCAGACUCAGAAAAGGCAGCUGAAACUAAAGGCAAGAAGGCUGACGGAGAGCAGAAAGCUGAGGGAGAGCAGAAGGCAGAGGGCCUGGAACAGGAGGAGGAGAACACGGAAGAGGAGGAGGAGGAGGAAGGUGGAGAAGACGAGGAGGACCCUAAACGCAGGACCACCACCCGCGCUGCUGCACGCCUGGAAGCCGAGAAGAACAAACCCAGCAAGCCCUCCACCAGAGCCAAAGCAAAGGAGGAGAGCACUGGCACCACACGUGGUACCAGAGGGCAGGCUGCCACCGCCGCCUCCACAGCCAAGGGGGGGCGCAAAAGGGAGGCCAGCCCCCCCACCCCACGCACCCGAGGGGGCCAGAAGGCAGAGGAGCCCCCUGCCAAACGAGGAAGGAGAUGAAAUGCCCACCGUGUGCCAAGUAGUCCUACAUAUCCAGUAUACAACACAUACACCUGUAUAUACACGCUACGAAGACAUCACUUUUUUUAACCAGUCACAUUUUUGUAAAUAGAUAUUUUGUUUAAAAAAAAAAUCUUCCAUGUGUGAAAUUUUAAAUUGUUUUUAGUCUUCAAGAGAAGGCUUUUACAACCCUGUACGGGAGGAAAAGAAUGAAAACACAUUGUAGGUGGUGGUUGGACUUGGGCUUACACAAACAGCAGUUAAAUGUAUUUCUGCCCGUCAUAGUUCCUGUCAAAACAGUUCUUCAGGGCUCUGGGUCGACCCUGAUGUGACCCGCGAUAAAGUUCCUAUCUGCAUCUGCACUGUGGAGGAGUCACACACACACAUACACACACACACACACACACACACACACACACACACACACACACACACAGAGCGCGCUAGGGCCGGCUAGCAGUCCCGCUCUUAUUAGUCCUGCGUUAUUGGCCCUUUAUUAGGUUUGUACGUGUCGUCUUUGUGUCACUCCAGGAGUCUAGAUUGACCGAAAAUGUACACACAUACAUACACAGGCCUUGUAGCAUCUGUGCUGUCGUAGAGAAUGUAUUAGUAGUGUACUGAAGGUGGGGGUGGGGGGAUGCAAUAUUAGUUUUAUUGUACCAUGUCUAUAUGAGCCAAGUUCAGUUUUCUCUGAGGGUUUUAAAAACAUAUUCCAUUUUUUAAAUUCAUGAUUCCCUCCUUUUGUCAUGUUUUUGACAUGCAUUAUAUUCAUUCUGUGAAUGUAACAAAAAAAACGUUUUCUGCCGUGUCAAUUUAAGAUGUGCUAUUUUGUAGGAAGUGCUCAGUCCAUGUUUGCUGUAUAUGUAAUGGCUUUUCAGUGUUUUUUUUGUAUUCAUAUACCGCUGCAGUGGUGUCCACAGACACUGCUCGAUAAUACCAGUAUUCCACACAAUAAACUCUCCUCUUUGUA
Engraulis encrasicolus (European anchovy) is the source of this 6155-nucleotide messenger RNA. It is a transcript of the gene bod1l1, whose product is annotated as biorientation of chromosomes in cell division 1-like 1. NCBI's taxonomy places the organism in Eukaryota, Metazoa, Chordata, Actinopteri, Clupeiformes, Engraulidae. The transcript has 32 exons. Bases 89 to 5185 code for a protein of 1698 amino acids. The record is from RefSeq and is a predicted model, not a curated record.